AUUUUUUUUGUCUUUUCUAGAUAUGGAGUUAGAGCUACCUAAGCGAGUGUAUGCAGAGGGUUUAGAACCUCAGGUGAAGAAGAUCAAUAACUGCUGCCGCAUGGAACUUAUCAGAGAUCUGAAGAAAGCUAUGCCUGCGGAGUACGAUGAUGUCAAGAUAGAUCCUGUUUUCAAACAUAUCAUGGCGAUUGCGGAAAAUAACCUCAAGUUUUCGGGGAAAUUGGUGGAUAGCUUCUUGUGUAAGCAGCUGAUUACCUCGAAGAUGCAUGAGAAGUGGUUUAUAUUUGCAAGGAAGCCUCUCCGGUUUUCGCUUCAGGAGUACCACACUGUGACAGGCCUCAAGAUCUCGCGGGAAAGUAGCUGUGACGUAAUUAAAUGGAAAAGUGAUGGCGGAUUUUGGAGUGAACUACUAAGGACAGGUGGUAAGAUCACCUUGCAGUCGAUCAAAAAGGUGCAUCUACAAGAAGUUCACAGCUGGUCUCGGCGUGAUAGGAUGAGGUUGAUCUACUUGUGUGUGAUAAUGGGUGUGGUGAUGGGGAGAGAUGAGAAGGUGAACAUCCCUCAUAUGUACAUCAAGCUGGUGAUGGAUCUCGAGAAGCUUCGGAACUUCCAUUGGGGUCUUCACUCCUACGACUUCUUACUGAGUUCCAUUGAGAAGGUUAGGAAGAAGUUGGGUAAGAAGAACAGCUACAUUUUCGAGGGGUUCUCCUAUGCGUUCCAGAUUUGGAUUAUGGAAGCAAUUCCGGAUUUUGGAGAAAUAUGUGGCAGCAAAGUCUCGGACAGUUUCUGCGGUCCAAGGUGUGGAAAUUGGAAAGGAGUUGCAAAAGUUUCUUAUGAAGAUAUCAUUCAACUUGAGGAAUCGUUUACUGAGAAGGGAGAUUUGUUCUCGGUAAUUUCAGUAAGUGGCAAUGGUGAUGUGUUGAGGGAUGCUGAUUAUACAAGGAAGGAUGAGAUGGAAGAUGAACGUGUGGACCUUCUUCUCGAUAGGAUUAAAUACAAGUUUGAUUGGAGCAACACAGAAUGGCCAGUUAUAGAGGCUGAAGAGACUGAGAUGGAGGAAGCCGAUACAGAGUCAGAAGCUGAUAAGAGUGUGGAUGAUACUGAUAUUGCAGCAGACGUGGAGACAUCUUCGGUUAAUGUUGCUGGAAGAGGCAAGAGAAAGAUUCAGGAUGAAGGAGCCGAGACAAGAAAGAAGAAGUUGCUGUGUAAGCGAACAGCAGAAAACAAACAGAGUAUUGAUUGUGAAGCGAAGAGUUUCAUUGAGGGUUUAGUCCACUCUUCUGUCAAUUCCUUGGGAGAUAUACUCAGAGUGCAAAUGGCGAGUAUGGAGAGCAUGUUCAAAGAGAGGAUGGGCAACAUGGAGAGCGAGGUUUCACAGCUCAGGGAAGCAAUCAGUUUGAGUGCCGAAGGAAGCGUUCCUAAGAGCAAAACCGAUGAAGCUCCACCUAAGACCAAAACCGUUGAUUUAGCUCCAGCAAAGAAAAAGGUCAAUCAAGCUCAAGCUCCAGCAAAGAAAAAGGAUGGGAUAAAGAAUGGUAUAGAAACUAACGAUUUUGAUUUUGGAUUGACUACACAAGAAUUAAGAGAAUUGUCCCAAGAUACAUUUGUUGAGGGCUUUGAUGUUUCGCAAGUUAAAGUCGAAAACUCAAGACCCUUCAACAUACCGCUACAGAUUGGACCGACAAUGUUAGAUGCUGAGAUUGGUACUCGUCUUAUGGAUAGAACCGAAUGGCUUCAUAACUUGGAGAUUGACGUCAUGAUGUACGUAUUUCGGGAGAGAACAUCUCUGAAACGAUGGGAACUUCAUCGUGUCGCCUUCAUGUCUGCUGUCUUCAGCAACAUGAUUAAAAAGGAGUAUGAGAGUUUCAAGGCGGGUAUAAGAAAAUACAAGCUUCAUCAUUUGCUAAUGCAGUACGGCAAAGGGUUCCUUCCACCACAUGGACGGACACAAGAGAUAUGGAAUGUAGAUGUGGAUCGGCUAUAUGUCCCUGUUCAUGUUAGCGGGAAUCAUUGGAUCGCAUUGUGUAUCAGUUUCGUGACGAGGAGCAUUGAUGUGUUUGACUGCUCGGGCAGAAAAAGGUACAAGGAGGUGGAUGCGUUCGCAAACCUUGUUCCUCGUAUUGUCAAGGCAGUUCAGCCACCGAGAUACCACAAGGAUUUCAAUGUCGCUGCAUAUACGGUUCACUAUGUCCCCAUGG
Molecule: messenger RNA, 2198 nt
Organism: Brassica oleracea var. oleracea
Lineage: Eukaryota; Viridiplantae; Streptophyta; Magnoliopsida; Brassicales; Brassicaceae
Exons: 5
Biological process (GO): proteolysis
Molecular function (GO): cysteine-type peptidase activity
Source: RefSeq, a predicted model, not a curated record